Diospyros lotus (date-plum) is the source of this 1570-nucleotide messenger RNA. Its product is annotated as RNA exonuclease 4-like. Lineage: Eukaryota; Viridiplantae; Streptophyta; Magnoliopsida; Ericales; Ebenaceae. The record is from RefSeq and is a predicted model, not a curated record. The transcript has 7 exons. Gene Ontology annotation, biological process: rRNA processing. Gene Ontology annotation, molecular function: 3'-5' exonuclease activity; nucleic acid binding. The coding region runs from base 102 to 1403 and encodes 433 amino acids. Gene Ontology annotation, cellular component: nucleus.
CAGAGUCAAAGAGUGCAGAAACUAAACCCUAACAACCACGAGGUCAAAGAGUGCAAAAACUAAACCCUAACAACCACCUCGCCCUUGCCGGUUGAUACAGCAUGAUGGAUUCCGAAGCUGAAUCUCCUAAAACCCUGACAACCACGAGGCACAAGUGCUCAGCGUGUUUCAAGCAAUAUAAGAAAAAAGAGCACCUUGUUGAACACAUGAUUGUCUCAUACCACUCACGUCAUCAGCCCAAGUGUGGAGUUUGUAUAAAGCAUUGCAAGACCUUUGAAUCUUUAAGAGAGCAUCUUACUGGACCAUUAUCUAAAGCAACUUGUUCAAAGAUCUUUGCUAGUCAAGGUUGCAGCCUUUGCAUGAAAGUUUUUGACAGCCCAGCUAGUCUUAGUGAGCAUAAAGAAAAGUGCCAAUUUCCUGCCCCUGUUCCCCUUGAAAUGCCUUGUACAGAAUCCCAUCUUGACACUUCAUCAUCAAACAUUGGAGCCCCCAGCAGCAAUCCCAAAGCAGUUGCAUUCUCAGCUGCAAACAAUGGAGACCACAGCAGCAAACCCAAUCUUAUUGCCAUUUCAGUCUCAAACAGUGCAUACCGCAGCAAUGACCACAAAGCAGUUGCUAUUUCUGCUCCAAACAAUAGAGAUCUCGACUGGGAUCUAAAAGCAGUUGCUGUAUCAGUCCCAAACAAUGUAGAUGGCAGCAGUGAUCUCAAAGCAGUUGCAAUAGAUUGUGAAAUGGUUGGUGGUGGAAGUGAUGGGUCACUUGAUGUUUGUGCUAGGGUUUGCCUCAUUGAGGAAGAUGAGAAUUUGAUUUUUCACACUUACGUGCAACCUCAGAUUCCUGUCACUAAUUUCAGAUAUGAAGUUACUGGUAUAACAGAAGAACAUCUUAGAGAUGCCAUGCCACUCAGGGAAGUGCAGGAAAUACUAUUACAGAUCUUGUGUAAUGGAGAAUCCAUUGGAAGAGUACGGUUGGAUGGUGGAAAGGCUAGGCUUCUUGUAGGUCAUGACCUAGAGCAUGAUUUGAAAUGUUUGCGAAUGCAUUAUCCUGAUCACUUGCUCAGGGAUACAGCAAAAUACCGUCCGUUAAUGAAAACUAAUCUGGUCAGCCACUCUCUGAAAUACCUAACAAGGACAUAUCUUGGGUAUGAUAUCCAGUCAGGGGUGCACGAUCCUUACAUAGAUUGCGUAUCUGCAAUGAGAUUAUAUAAGAGGAUCCGCGCUCAAGAUCACUGCAGCCAAGGGUUGGAAGCAUCAGUUGCAGCUCAGCAGAGUCAUAAUUUGAUGACCAAUGGCAAUAGCUUUGAUAAUUGGAAACCCAAGGAACUAGAGAGUAUGACCCCGGACGAGCUUUUUCAGAUCUCAAAAUCCAACUACAAAUGUUGGUGCUUGGAUUCAAGGCCAUAAACCCAGUUUUGAUGGUAAAUAAUCUCAUUAUUUGUGAAAUCUGGUCUUUUUGCCCAGCACAGGAUGUUGCUUUCUUGUCUGGAUUCCCUGGAACUGGAUGUAAAUAUCUUAACAAAAUUAAGUUUUAUUGCAAUUGCGUGGAGAGGAUUCAGCCUGGUUGGAAGCUA